Molecule: messenger RNA, 615 nt
Organism: Coccomyxa subellipsoidea C-169
Lineage: Eukaryota; Viridiplantae; Chlorophyta; Trebouxiophyceae; Coccomyxaceae
Exons: 1
Cellular component (GO): membrane
Source: RefSeq, a predicted model, not a curated record
GCGGCAGCUGCCAUGCAGCCAGCAGGCCUGCUGAGCUAUGUUGAGGCCCUGGUCGCCUCCUCAGGCGCCUACGGGCCGCUGCUCUUCGCAGCCUUCUACGCCGCCGGCACCGCGCUGUUUCUGCCGGCCGCACCUCUCAGCAUCGCUGCCGGCUAUUUAUUCGGUCCCCUGCUGGGGGUCCCAGUGGUUUCUCUAGCUUCCACCGCCGGCUGCGCGCUCGCAUUUGCUCUCAGCAGAUCCGUGGCCCGGCCGCUUCUGGAGCCUCACCUGAGGUCGUAUUCAAAUUUCAAGCGCAUCGACCGCGCAGUGGCGGAGAGAGCCCCGGCCAAGACGGUGUUCCUGCUGCGGUUGUCGCCGCUGAUCCCGCUGACCCUGCUGAGCUAUGUUCUGGGGGUCACGAGUGUGGGGUUCUGGCCCUAUGUGGCAGCUUCCUGGGCUGGGCUGCUGCCAAUUUCUGUUGUGUAUGUGGUGCUCGGGGGUGCCAGCAAAGGGGCCCUGACAGCUUCAGGGAGCAUCCCUCAAUCAUUCAAGCUGGUGCUGACCGCUGUGGGGCUGCUGGCCACCCUGGCAGCCACCCGCCUCAUUUCUGGCAUCGCCGCUGACGCCAUCAAGGAA